ACCAGUCACAUAUAAGACGGUGAUUGUUCUCGAAAGCGAGGGCAUUAAAGUCAACACAAAGAAAUCUCGCGAGCUUGAUGGCGACGAAACCUCAUCUCCUUCUCCUCAUUCUCAUCAUCCUCCUCUCCGUCUUCCGUCCAUCGGCAUCUCCUCCACCUCCGGCAUCAUCUUCUUCGAUGCCCUGCACCGAUGAGCUGGUGGCGAUCUCGCCAUGCCUCCCGACACUGGCGGAGGAUUCCGAUGGCGGCAGUACGGCGCCAUCCACAAGCUGCUGCGCUAACUUCUUCGCCGCCGUCGAUGGCACCUGGAGUGGUCCGGCGUGCCUCUGUCACCUCAUCCGCGAGCCGAUCCUCCUCGGCUUCCCCGUCAAUGGCUCCCUCUUCACUUCCCUCUUCGUCUCCUGCGGCCGCUCCGCCGCCGACGCCAAGAACUUCAGUGAUCUCUGCCGAGGGAUUCGAAGGUUGCCAUCCUUCCGCAACGUGACUGAAGAGGGCACUGCUGAUACUGAAGCCGAAGCUCCGAGUCCUAAGCCGCCGGCUCAGCAGCCUCUUCCUGAAGAGGCUUCUUCAUCUUUGUUAAUUCGGAGGAAAAAGAAAGGCAGGAGGGGAAGCAGUGCUGGCAGAGUGGUUUGGGAUCAAUCAAUCCAGCAGCUGGUAAGCUUAUGGAUCCCAUUUGUUUUACUUUUGUUCUAACAUGCACAUGCAAACUAAACUGUUUCUUUUGUUUCUCUGUAAAACUGUGAACAACUACUGUAAAUCAUAUCCUUGUGUAGUUGUUCUGAUUUGAUUUUUAGGAUUCAUGCUCUUCA
Messenger RNA from Dioscorea cayenensis subsp. rotundata (Guinea yam), 808 nucleotides. Its product is annotated as non-specific lipid transfer protein GPI-anchored 25-like. Lineage: Eukaryota; Viridiplantae; Streptophyta; Magnoliopsida; Dioscoreales; Dioscoreaceae. The record is from RefSeq and is a predicted model, not a curated record. Bases 78 to 692 code for a protein of 204 amino acids. The transcript is spliced from 4 exons.